Amblyraja radiata (thorny skate) is the source of this 2505-nucleotide messenger RNA. RefSeq names its product solute carrier family 2, facilitated glucose transporter member 11. Bases 1 to 1692 code for a protein of 563 amino acids. Gene Ontology annotation, cellular component: plasma membrane. The transcript is spliced from 13 exons. Gene Ontology annotation, biological process: dehydroascorbic acid transport. Gene Ontology annotation, molecular function: D-glucose transmembrane transporter activity. Lineage: Eukaryota; Metazoa; Chordata; Chondrichthyes; Rajiformes; Rajidae. The record is from RefSeq and is a predicted model, not a curated record.
AUGAAUGCAGGAGGCAUGAUUGGUAAGGUUGCUGAUGUCACAAAAGUCAAAGAUAUUGUUGAUAGUGAGGGCAACAGUCUUAGGCUACAGCUCCCAGUCAAAGCCGAGGGAAUCACGGCGAGCUCGCUGGGCGCAUCUACAAAGGCCACCAUGCUGAAGAAACUGAGCUCUCUCUCAUCCAUUCUGUUCACACUGCAGCUUCAGGGACGAAUGCUUCUCGCACUGAUCCUGGUGACCGGCAUUGGGGGUGGCUUCCAAUAUGGAUUCAACAUGUCGUCUAUCAAUGCGCCUUCAGCGUUCAUUAAGGAAUUCAUCGCUGAGACGUGGUUCCAACGCUUUGACAAAUCUGUGGACGGAACCACAGUGAAACUGCUCUGGUAUGUAAUCGUCUCAAUUUAUCCAAUCGGAGGACUGCUUGGAGCCUUAAACGCCGGCCAUCUCUCUGUCAAGUAUGGGAGGAAGAACGCUUUGCUCUUCAACAACAUUGUGGCCAUCACAGCUGCAAUUAUCAUGAUGUUCAGCAAGAGGGUGCAGUCGUUUGAAAUGAUUCUGGUGGGGCGGCUCCUGUACGGGAUCAAUGCAGGCAUUGGUCUCAACGUCCACAGUAUGUACCUCGGGGAAAGUGCGCCGAAGGAGCUGCGAGGCCUCGUGUCCCUGACCCGAGCAAUGUUCGUCGCUUUCGGUAAAUUCUUUGGACAAGUGAUUGGACUCAGGGAGAUUUUGGGCACAGAGACAGCUUGGCCAUUGUUGUUGGCCUUCAGCGGAAUCCCUGCUCUCAUCCAGCUCAUCCUCCUGCCCUGGUUCCCAGAGAGCCCCCGGUACUUGCUGAUCGACAAGGGGAAUAAAGACUUGUGUAUGGACGCGCUCAGAAGACUAUGGGGUCAGGGAGAUUUCUGUGAGGAGGUUCAGGACAUGGAGGCGGAACAAGCUGCUACAAAAGGCGAGCGACUGAAGACCGCCCGGGAGCUGUUCCAGGAUCGCUCGGUGCGGUGGCAACUCAUCACCAACAUUAUGCUGACUGUUGCAAUGCAGCUGUGUGGCAUCAAUGCGAUCUAUUUCUAUUCCUCUGAGGUGUUCCAGGAAGCCGGAAUUCCUGAAUGGACAAUACCAUACGUGGUGGUGGGGGCAGGUGCCACAUUACUGCUCACAUCAGUGAUCAGUGGACUGUUCAUUGAGCGAGAUGGGCGAAAGGCCUUGUUGUGGAAAGGAUAUGGCCUAAUGACUCUCUGGGCAGCCUUGCUGUGCGUCACUCUGCCCCUGCAGCAUCAGUUCACCUGGAUGCCGUACUGCAGCAUAUUCCUCAUCUUUGCCUAUAUUUUCAGUUAUGGCAUUGGCCCUGCGGGUGUGACAGCAAUCAUUCCCUUCGAAAUCUUUACUCAGCCGUACCGGCCAGUGGCCUUCAUGAUCAAUGGCUCUUUCCAGUGGCUGGGCCUCGUCGUCAUGGGAAUGAGCUUCCCAUUUAUUGUGGAGGGAUUGGGCCCGUUCUGCUUCCUGAUAUUCCUGGGUGACUGUUUGAUCAUUGCCGUGUUUGUCUUCAUUAUUUUGCCGGAAACUAAAGGGAAAACCGUUCUGCAAAUCACGGAAGAAUUUCGGAAAAUAAACCGGAAGAGGAUGGGAGGUAGCUCGGUAGCAAUUCGCAGGAGGGUCUCGCAGAUCGUUCCAGAGGUCUUUGUUAUUGCUACCAAAUUGUAAGAGGUUGGCAUCAAAAGCUGCGAUUUAUUAGCCGCUGGAAGCGGGUGGGUGAGAUGCAGCUCUGACCUCCGAACUCUAUGUUGGCUGCAUUUCCAGCCAAUCAGCGGACAAUUGUCAUUGUGAAAACGUUUUCUACAACUGGAAUCGCAUAAGGGCCAGGCACACAGGGUCUGGAUGUUGGAUUUGUUAUAUAUUUGAACAGAUUGGGCCAAAAAUCAAGGUUCUAAGUAGCUUGACUGCAUAUGCCUUUUGCUGUUAGCUGGGUUGAUUCACAUGUGUUCUCAGUUGAAUUGUUGAUGUGGCUUGUCAACUUGAAACGCAAAAAGCCUACAUCAACGUGGCAUAAAACCAAAGUGCCUUUUGCAGUCUCAGAGUGAGCAGAAGCAUUUUAUACCCUGGCCAGUUGUUGUUGUUCACGAAUAAGACAUUUGUCUAUAAUAUUGCAAUGUGUAUGGAAAUGGUGGAUUAGACCAAUCUGGGUUCAAAUGGUGCUUCCACACAGGGACAGAUGUGGAGAGAUGCUGUUGCAUAUGGUUUUUGAUUUUCAAGACUCUCUUUUCUGCUUUGUUUCCUCCAUUCUAGCUUCCUCUAGCGCUGCUUUUUAAGCACUUAUGGCAAACAGGGCAAUCUGAACAAAUGCUUGUUGUUCCCAGUGAAGUGUGCCAAUCUCUUCAGGGAUGUUCUAAGAAUGUAUUUGAAUCUCUUUUUCUGUCCACCACAUGAUCAGUUGCGCUCACUUAGUUCUCCAUAAAGUAGCAUCUUUGGUAUUUGUUAGUAGACGUUCUUCCGACAUGCCCUGGCAAGUAACUAAGG